AUGAAUUCUGUUGACUGUAACACCAAGUACAGUCUCAAAACACUGAACGUAGAUUCGAUGGCCGGAUAUGAAAAUUGAGUGUAUAUCUGUCGAUGGCAUAGUUUAUUUUGAUCACAAUUCAGCGAAGCCUAAGUCCGUACGAUGAAAAAUCUUUGAGCAUGUAUAAAACUGCGUUCUAACAUUUGCUGUGGCUUUCUGGAGACCUUGCGACCCAGCGCGCGCAAUUUCCUAUGGAAGAGUACUUCAGUGUUGUUUACUAUCCAGUCGUCGGUAUUAAACGAUGAAUCAUAUACGUUUACCUUUGAUGUGUGGUUCUAAGUAAAGAAUCAAGUGGCCACAAGCAAGGAACAUUUGUUUAUCUGAAUUCCGACCAAUCUGAAAGGAUUGCUUGGUUCAACUAACAAAAAAGCUAUCACCUGGAAAAAUAAACUGACAGUGUUACCGAUAAAAUGAGCUAACAUGAAAAUCAAGCAAAAUAAACUUAUUUCUUUAAAGUUGUACUCCACACAAAUUUGUGUCAGACGGCUCCAAAUAAACCCCACCCCCACCCUCAAAAAAAAAAUGUCCCAGAGUUUAGGGGGAAUGUUUACCAAUAAAGCGUCAAACCGCGUCAUGGGGUUGAAAUGUUUACAAAAAUUCGCGUUAAAACAACUGGAAUCUUCAGUAAAAACGACUCGAUCAGAAGAGAUAAUUGUGCGAUGCAUUCUUCUUUUUCUGUCAAACAUUUUUUCGUCAGAUCGAGAGGAACGCAAAAUCGCUGGAGUGAAAAUUUUGACAACUGGUGAUUUUUCCAAGGAAUUGAAGCGUAACACGAGAGGAGAAAGGGGCACUUGCUCUGUUGUUUAUUGAAGAUAAUGGUGCCAGUUUUUUGACACCUGUUUGGCUCCUGGGAAAGCAGCGAGACAACCAAUAGAGAAUAAAGAAUGGCGUUUCGUUUGACUGAGUCUCUGGUUUUGCAACUUGUAAAUAAUUCACUUUUGACAGGUUUCCAAGGGGUAGAAUUUUUAUCUACUUUGGUGUAAUCGAUAUCAGAAAUAACACAAUAUUUAACCGAAGUACCAACAUUACAACCAACAUUUAGACAGAGUUCUCGGAUUUUCUAUUACGAUUUUUUAUUUCAGUUAUUUCAGUCUAAAUGAUACCACUAUUUUCCGCGACUUUUACAAGUCCUCUAGCGCAUGCGCUCAAGCCAUAGCUGCGUUAAAUUCCUCAGUAAAUAACAAAAGAGGGAGGAACAAAGAGAACUAUAGAGCGUGCUAUAACACGUCCGAGUUUGUGUAUAAUUGAUGACUUCCAGGGUAUAAAUCAGAAAGGAGCUUUAUUCAAGCACAUUUCAAGAUCGCUUCGCUGGGAUCCAGAGGUAGGGAAUUGAGUUGGAUAAUCUCUUUUAUUUCCUAACUGACCUUGACUAAGAAUCUUCGCAUAGGUAAUAGGUGAACUUAAUGAUUAUAGGUGUCUCUUGCGGGAACAUAGGGUCUCUUGACGCCUAUCAUUUCAAAGUCAGGAAAAUUAUAAAAAAAUUUCAAGCAAAAACCGUACAAAGAGAAUAACUUGUGAUUCUUAAUUUUCUUCGAUGUAAAGUCACAAAAUAGGGGAAGUUAAUUUGGAAGCAAGUCUAAAAAUCAUUUAAAGGAUUUGUUCAAAAUUGUAGACAGUUUGAAUUUGAUAUAAAAUGGACAAGUUUUAUGACACAUGUCUGUCUUUAUUUUUUAGAUGGCGUCUAAAUUGAUCCUAGGAUGCUUAGCGCUCAUGGUAGCAUCAACUUAUGCUAGAUCAAGUAAGUUACAUUUUCAUGUUUAAUUUUUUUCCUCGUCAAGCACCUUCGCUGUAGUAAAAUUUAAUCUAGAUAUGAGCAAUGCAAUGGCACACCAUCAAAGAUUAUUUCAAAUGGUUAUAACCUUUAUGAGUUUGCUAUGCCUGCGGAAAAUUAUUACACCAAACAGAUUUCAUCUGUGAUUAAAAUGGAGCAGAUUUUGAAGAUAUUAAAAAAAGGCGAUGAGAGAUUCCUCUCAGAAGCCGCUUCUGUGAACCGACAAAAGGCCAGGUGAUGAAUAAUUGAUGAUCGGUGAAUUAUAAAGUAAAACUGCUCUCGAUCGAUCAACCUUAAGAUAUUUGUUUAAAGUUGAUUAUUGGAGCGCAAAGUUGUGAAUGUAUCGUAACCAGAUAAUACGAUUAAAUCAUCAAACAAAGUAUUUCAAUUAUAUUUGAAGCUGUGACAUUUAUCUCGUACUUACUCUCGAAAUACUUUGACUUCAAGCAGUCGUUUACGAAAACACUAAAACGAAGAUGCGUUGUGAACUUUUUAAGAAGUUGUAAUUUUUCGUUUACUUCUUGUGCGACCCUCAAAGUGAUUCAAUUUACGAAAAACUGAAAUUUGAUUGGUUGGUGAGUUUUUGUUAAAAGCGGGUUCCCGUCGAAACCUGCAAGUUAGUGAAGCGAGAAGUGAAAACAUUUUUUGGACAAUUUAUAAUUCAUUCAACUUCCAAAAUUAGGUUACCAUUCCAAAAUCAAACUUUUACAAACGAUAUCCGAGUCGUUUUGAGUUAAUCGAUAAAUGAUUACAAUUUGAACAGUGUCUUCAGGUGUUCCUUAUCAUAUAACUAGAAAUAAAUCAGACUGUUUGCAUCUUUAACUAGACAAAAACUGACUUUGUAAGGUAUAGGGUAUUUUUCAAUUCAUAUUUCACAAUAAGCGUGGUAAGUAAAAAUAUUGUGACCUUGAACUCGUAAAAUGUCAAUUUUUGGCAUUAACGAUGAUAAGUUAUUUAGGAGACCAUGAUGAAAAUCUUAUUAAAAUUUUUGACUCCAAAUAUUGGAAUUGACAGUAGUGUCUGAAACCAGUUAGUAGCGCAAUAUCUUGUGAAGUCUCGAAUUAACUUAAACGUCUUUUUUGUUUCUCGUUUUUCUCCCGCAGCAUACAAAAGAAACGCUAACCCGUGUCCCCCAGGAUGUCCCGGUAGCUGUGCGCCCGCUUGUGCGGUGUCCUGUUGUAUGCCUCCGCCACCAGCACCACCACCGCCACCACCCCCACCCCCACCACCACCAGAGCCAGCUAAGCCAGGACCCCCAGGACCUUCAGGAAGAAUGGGACCUCCCGGACCAGUUGGACCUAUCGGACCCAUGGGAGAGGCCGGACCUCCAGGACCACCCGGACCCCAGGGACCCCCAGGACCACCCGGAGAACCUGCUCCUCCACCACCACCACCCCCUCCGUGCCCUCCAGUGUGCGCCCAUACCUGUGUCUCAUCCUGCCCGACCUCGUGUUGCUCUGGCAGAAAGUAA
Molecule: messenger RNA, 3281 nt
Organism: Pocillopora meandrina
Lineage: Eukaryota; Metazoa; Cnidaria; Anthozoa; Scleractinia; Pocilloporidae
Source: the annotation of a GenBank genome assembly